This is a messenger RNA of Dermacentor andersoni, 757 nucleotides long. RefSeq lists its product as uncharacterized. The record is from RefSeq and is a predicted model, not a curated record. Lineage: Eukaryota; Metazoa; Arthropoda; Arachnida; Ixodida; Ixodidae.
AUGGGGGUCAUACGGGAGAAGACGUGGGAGGCGCUCUUCUGGUCGAGCAAGGUGUUGGCGCUCGUGUGGCGCAACGUGUGGAUACGGCGCAUGCGCCGGCAGCUGACGGCCACGGUGCUCGAGCUGGCGCUGGCCGCGUUCGCCCUGGCCCACCUCCCGCCCGGCAGCAAGGCCGGUGGCGCCAGCGCGAACGCGUACCACGAGCGCGAACAGCGGCCGCCCGAGCUGCUCGACGCGUACCACUUGCCCGACAAGCUGGUGCUCGACGCGCCCACCGAUGUGCUCGACAUGUUCGUCAAGGGCGUCAAGCUCAGUGGACGUUUCUCGAGCAAGCGGCACCGGCAAAUUCGCUUGUUCAUAAACGGCCGUGAAGUGGACGAGCCCACGCAAGACUACGGGAAGAUACCCAAAAACAGUAUGCGGAGGAUUCUGGUAACACGGGUCACCAACGAGCGGGCGCUGCUGGACGCGUGCGCGGACAAGAAUUUCAGGGGCGUCUGCGCUCUCGUGCGCACCCACAGCACGGGCUCCGACAAGAGCAUCAACUACACCUGCUACGUGAACGGACACCUCUCGCCGCCCGUGUUACGCACUCGGAGGGCCGGCUACGCGUUGCGCACUGCACCCAUCGAAGGUGAUCGAGUGCGCCCACCGGCGCAAAGACGCCGUCGCACAAAUUCGCCCGUGUGUAUACAUAGGGAAUCGUGUCAGCUUCGGUGUUUCCCUAGCUACGGCUAAUGGCGACCGCCGAUGGUGA